AUGUCUGUGCUGGACGUAUACGGGUUGGUGAUGUUGGGCAACUUGAGCUCUGGAGGGUUUGAGUUGAUGAUUGUUGCCGAGGCGCCUGUUUCGCUGCGUUUUUCGUUCAAGAAACUGCUGGAAAAGUUCUGCGAGUCCAUCUGGUACGUUGUGACCAUGUCGCGCAUUUUCUUUGGCUCCAAGUCGAACGACGAGCGCAGCGACUGGCCCGACUGGUUCACGAAUCCGCCAGAUGGUGUCGUCUUGGUCGUCUCUGUAGCUCUGCGGUCCGAGUUUGAUGGCAAUGGUGAUGAGGAUCAAGGAGAGCAGGUUGAGUGCUGCUGCUGGGACCAACAGCCAGCUUGUCCAGGUGAGAUAGGGGAAAAAAAGCAGCACAACGGUGACACAAACCAAGGUGGACGCAAUAAAGGCCAAACCAGAUAG
Molecule: messenger RNA, 423 nt
Organism: Ogataea philodendri
Lineage: Eukaryota; Fungi; Ascomycota; Pichiomycetes; Pichiales; Pichiaceae
Exons: 2
Coding region: 1-423 (140 amino acids)
Source: RefSeq, a predicted model, not a curated record